This is a messenger RNA of Arabidopsis arenosa, 783 nucleotides long. NCBI's taxonomy places the organism in Eukaryota, Viridiplantae, Streptophyta, Magnoliopsida, Brassicales, Brassicaceae. The record is from the annotation of a GenBank genome assembly.
ACCAAACUCUUCCUCUUUCCCGAAGAUCAACAAAACACAACUUAUGUGUCAAGGCUUCUAGUAAGACUAGUGGUGAUGUUGAGAGUAGUCGUCCCUUGCCUCAUGUUGCUCCCAAUCUUUGAGGAGAUCUCAUCCUCUCUGUCCAGCCACCGAUAACUCGCUUAAGAUCUAUGGGGAAGUGUACGUAGAGUUAUCAAAAUGGGCCGAUCAAGUCACCUUCCAACCUUUGAUGACUACAUUGAAGUUGGGAUUGUCUCAUCAGCGAUGAGAUUCUUGGGAAUGUUAAGGGUUGUAGCGCUGGAAGAUUGCAAUGAAAAUCAAACGACUGAGUGGUUCGAAUCCAAACCCAAAACCUUACAGGCUUAUUGUGUUUUAUACCGUCUUGAAAAUGACAUAUGCAGUUACGAGGAUGAGAUGAGGAUAGGAGAGGUGGCUAAUGGGGUGAACUGUUACAUGAAGCAAUAUGGUGUUACCAAAGUAUUGGCGGUUAGCGAAAUUAAGAAGAUGAUUAGAGAUGAUUAUAAAAUAGUGAUGGAGGAGUGUUUGAUGACAAAAUGUGUGUCACGUCCAGUUCUUGUUCGGUGCCUCAACAUGGUACGAUUGAUCAAGUUGUAUUACACGGAGGGUGAUGGAUUCACCAAUCCCCAUGGAAAGCUCAAAGACCUCAUCAGCUCUAUGUUCUUCCAUCCUCUUCCGCUUUGAAGACUUGGCUCCUUGCCAAAAACAAUCCUUUACACUUAUUUGUUGCCUCCAAAUAUCUCUUAAUAAACGACUAACUAUGGA